AUGAACCGCCACUACUUUGACCAUUACAGAGUAAUGGAGCUGCUCAGUUUGAAAGACUGUCCUGAACAGCACUCGUCCACGGACAGUAUGGAGAGUAUCAACGAAGAGGUACCACCAACCACACCUACAUUCGCACCAAUGCUGAAGAGACUGAACGAGUUCAGGAUGAUGGCCAUCGGAUGUGAUGUCACUUUUUUGGUCGGAGAAAAGAGGAGGGUGAGUCACAAAAACAACAUAUGUUACUUUCUGACAUUAGUGUAAAUGUGACAUAAGGUCUUUGGUUACUAAACAUAACAUACAUCAAACUUACCAUAAUCAUCGUUUUCAGCCAAUAUUCAGCCACAAACUGAUCCUAGCCUGUAGUUCACAAGUCUUCAAAGCCAUGUUCUACGGUCUUCUCAGUGAAUUUCCUCACAGUUUCCCGACUCCAGAAGUCACGCCUCCAGUAGACGACCAUUCAGAUUCCUCAUCUUUGUCAUCGUCAUUCAGUAGCUCCAAUUUCAGUCAAACUCCAGAAGACGAAUCCGAAGAUGAAGCCAAAGUGAACGUAGAAGUAUCUCCAUCACAAACCAAUGAUGUACUACCUUCACCAAACAAACUACUGCCCCCAACACAGACACGAUACGUGGCUACAGAGAUGAGUAUGUUCACGGAUCGACGCUACGUAUCUCCAGUGGAGACCGUGGAGGUGCCCGACAUCAAUCCAUCAGCCUUCAGGAAGAUGAUCGAAUUUAUUUACAGCGAUUUUGACCCCAAGAGUGUGCACCUAACAGAUAACAAUGUCAUGGAGGUCCUCUAUGCUGGUAAAUAUUUACUUGUUUGUAACUUGGAGUACUUUUGUUUUUAAUGUGGGUUGACGUGAGAGAUGUCAAAAUGUUCACAAUUUCUUAGUAUUAUAUAGAAAAUGGCAUUCAAGCUUGUUUUUGAACAAAAACGUAAAGUUUACAUAGUUUCUGCAACUACUGUACUAUAAUGUUUUCACUUUGUACUAAAAUAUAAUUACAACAACGCAACACCUUAAAAUUGUAUUAAAAUUUCAGCCAAGAAGUACGCGAUUGAUGCACUGGUUGACGAAUGUGUUAGGUACCUGUUGAACGACUUAAGCCCCUUUAACGCGGUCUUUCUCUUAUCCCAAGCUCGAGUCUUUAAUGAGGAGACGUUAAUUAAGCGCUGCUACGAAGUCAUCGAUCGUAACACCGACGUCGCCCUACAGGCAGAACGUAAGUAACGCAUUAGUUAUUCGACUACAGCUUUGACAAGUUUACAAUAGUAGAGCUUGUAAAAGAAAUUAAAAAACUAUAAAAAGUUAGUGAUAUUAUCUUAAACCUAACCAUCAACUGUAGCCACAGUAUUUUCAAAACUAUACUGUAAAAUAUUGUUUUCAGACAUCGAAGAUGUAGAUAAAGACACCUUGAUGACAGUACUUCGUAGAACCCAACUCGACCCCUCAUCUGAAUUAAUCAUCUUCAACGCCGCCCGAGGCUGGGCUGAAGCCGAUUGUAAGCGUCAGAAGCUGGAACCAACUCCUCAGAAUAUUCGUCAAGUUCUUGGUCCAGCCCUAAGCCUGAUCAGAUACCCAAGAAUGGAGGUAACCGAGUUCGGACAGGUAGCCAUGUCAGGCAUCUUGACUUGUGAAGAGAUGGCAGAAGUGUUUAUGCAUCUGACUGUGAAGCCGGCUCCAUUCUGCCGCUACUCCACUGGAUUCAGAUGCUCAUCAAGAUCGAAACAUGUUGUGCAGAGAUUCGGAGCUGUUUCGUCGAAACGAUGCUCGAAAAGGGAAAGCAAAGUUGCGUAAGUUGCUUUGUUUAUUAUUUUAUGUUGGUGUCAAAAAUUUUUUUUUCAAAAAGCAUUUUUUGUUAUUAUAGUCGCUUCUUUUUUUAUAGAUUUUAGAAAAGACGCUUGAUAUUGUUAAAAAUCUUAGUUGUUUUAGCUUCACCGUUGAUAGAGAUGUCCAGAUCCAUGGCUUGGGUAUUUAUGGUAUGAAUCCCAUCAAACCUCAUACUGAAGAAGAAAACACAUGGAGAUGUCAAGUCGAAAUCCAGGUAUGCUUUUAUCGUUUUUUGAAAAACCGUGUUUUAAAGUAGCCUUAAGUUUUUACUGUACUAACUCAUCAUUUUCUGUAACAAUUGUAUUGUUUCAGUUGGGAGUAGUUACUGAUCCGAGUAGCUAUGCCUCUACAUUGGGAGUACUAGCCUCUAACAACGUGUACAUGCAAGGUUUUCUUGGAGAGGAACAACCGGUCGUAGCCUCCUUCAAGGAGCCUGUGCCCAUCUCUCCUUAUCAGAGUUAUGUAGCUACCGUCAGAUUCAUUGUAAGUUUUGUAUCACAAGCUUUUGUAUAUUAUCUUACAAUGGUCCUUCUGAUAUUCUAUGUUAAAAUAAUAUUUUUACUAUAACUUUUAUGACUUACAGAGUGAAACUGCCAUUCAAACGAUUUCGGGUAAAGACGGAAAGGAGGCUGUUACAGUAACUCUGCCGAACGACGAAACGGUAACUUUCAAGUUCAACAGUUACCGUAACUCGUACGGUGACGAUGGUUACAAAUCAGAAGGCCAGAUCCCGUCACUCCACUUCUACGUAGCAUGGCCUGAAAAGGAAACUACUACGGUAUAAAGUAAACUGUAACUAUACAGAGUAAUCAGCUAUAUUACUCUGAAAUAAGUACAGAGUAAAAUACUGACUGCUGUGUUGAAAUCAGUACCAUACUCAUCGACAAUAUCAUCAUGUAUCUCAUAUUUAUUUGUAUAUAUCACUGUAUGUAACACAUGUAGAUAUGUUAUUAUUUGUACACUUUGACUGCAUAAAUUAUAUUACCCAAGUUGGUCAUUACUACUGUUUAACUGUUUUGUCAGUGUAACGUAACUAAUAUGUGUGCUAUUUCGUGCUUUAUAUAUAAUAACGUGUAUUUUUGUAUCUUCCAUGUACUUUUAUAUUACCUUUACAUUUUUAAAAAUGUUUUUCAAUUUGUCGUUAUUUAUUUGAUCAUUUUUCUUAAAAAACAGAAUUACUUACGUUAAAAAACAACAUUUAAAUCCAAAUCAAACCUUAUUUUAGAUGAGCACCGCUUUCAAAGCCUCCGUAGCAGCUUCAGCAGCUCAAAGUCAGCUGCGUCCAUCAGUCUUUGACAUUCUUUCACAACAAAGUCAACAACAAUCCCUGAAGCCAGCGAUACAGUACAUCCUCAAGUUCGGAGCUUUGUUUUACCAGUCGAAGAACAUCAACUCGUUGAUGAAAUGGUUCGACGAAAUCUACGCCGUGGUCAUGUUGACUAUGGAAAACCAUUCUCUGAAGAAAUACGGUGAGUGACAUAGCUACGUUCUAAAAAGUCUUGUAAAGGAUUGGUAAUCGUUUUCAUAACGUUUAUUUUUCAAUUUUGACCAAAUGUUUAGGUACAGGUACAAUAUUCUAAUUUUAAAUAAAACCUGAAAUGGAACGUAUUUUACAAAACAACGUACCUUAUUUUAGGUGCCUCAUUCUCGGAAAACUUUUAUUCGAUGAAACGAGUCUUCGACCAGCAUAAUUCCUUACCGACCGACAGCGAACGACGAAAAAGUUUAUUGUUUCUAGUUAUCGUCCCUUACAUCGAAAGCAAAUUGUCAGCCUACAAGAACAAAAUCGAAAAUACCGAUCCCAAUCAGGUAAAACUUCUUUUUCGAUCAAAUGUUACAAUAUUUCUUACCUAAAUAAUAUUUUAAUAUUAUUAUUUUUUAAUACGAAAUGCCACAAAUCAUUGGAGAAUGUGGACGAAAUAUCACAAGUUUAUUGUUUGUUGUUGAUGAAAGCUUCUUUUUGGUCUAAAUUUGUCUUGAAAAUUUUAAUGUGGAAAAAUGAACUUUUAAACUAUAAACCAAAAAAACGUUAAUUUAAGAUUAAAAUUCUAUAUAAUAUAAUAAAACAACAAUUUUAGCGAACCCCCUUCAUGAACAUGUUCUUUAAGAUCUACCCGGUAUUCCAGAAGAUCCUAGGCAUUAUAGGCUUAAUCUUUGUAGUAUUAUAUGGAUUUGGGUAUGUAGAUGUCCAAAACCUACCUCUUCUGCUGCUUGGAGCUCGUCUCCAUCGUUUGACGCCUGAGGAAAUGGAGAGCUUCGAGAAGCCGGUCUACAACGAAUCUGGGUGAGUGUGACGAUGGCAGUAGCAUCAUUGUAAUCGAACAGUGUUUUAGGAAGAGUAACUCGCGUUUUUCUGCAAAUUCCCUCCUGGACUGGUCGCUUCUUCUCUUAUGCCCUAUUCUUCAAAGAUGUUCACGAGUUUGUGACAAACAACGACGAAGACCAUAAGGGCUUCAAGUACGACAUUGACUUUGCUCGACCUGUGCAUCCGACUAAUGUAAGGUUGGGGAUAGAGGUUCGGGGCAAAGAGAGAUCAAAAUGGAGUUAUAUUGAUAAUGAUUAGUGUUUUUCUGAUUUUUUUUUCGAAUUGCCGGACUUAAAAAGAGACCCGGAACGUUAAAUAGGAUGUUAACAAUGUAAACCUAAUUAUUAUCUUAUUUUUGUCUUCGUAAGAGUAUUUGUUUACUUUAAAAAUAAUAAUUAUUAACUUUUAGUUGAUCUCACCCUCCGAACUAGCCCAAAUGGAAACAGACAAGUGUCCUUUAUGUCACAAUCGUCGCCAAAACGACACCGUGCUCAGUGUGUCGGGUUAUGUGUUUUGUUUCACAUGUAUUAACUCGUAUGUUCGGUUAGAAAAACGCUGUCCCAUAACCAAUCUUCCAGCUUCACAUGAACAACUAGUUCGUUUGUAUCGAAAGUCCGGCUAA
This is a messenger RNA of Bursaphelenchus okinawaensis, 4755 nucleotides long. The record is from the annotation of a GenBank genome assembly. Lineage: Eukaryota; Metazoa; Nematoda; Chromadorea; Rhabditida; Aphelenchoididae.